Molecule: messenger RNA, 1745 nt
Organism: Neltuma alba
Lineage: Eukaryota; Viridiplantae; Streptophyta; Magnoliopsida; Fabales; Fabaceae
Product: probable LRR receptor-like serine/threonine-protein kinase At1g05700
Exons: 8
Coding region: 66-1745 (559 amino acids)
Molecular function (GO): protein binding
Source: RefSeq, a predicted model, not a curated record
CGUGCUAUGCCCAGUUAGUUCAUUAUUUCUCUCUUGCUGGUUACUGAUCAAACAAACUAGAAAACAUGAGGAAGAGCACAUUACUGUCGGUUCUGGCUUUGAAUGUGUUUGUUUCACUCCUCAUUAUUGUUGUUGCAGAGGAUGCUGAUGGAAAUUCAGAGGGGAUAAACAUUGACUGCGGAGUAACCCAAGCAAGAUGGGACGAGCUCGGGGUUUAUUAUGAGGCAGAUGACAGAAAUGUUGUGGAAUCGGGUCGUGUUUAUAACGUAAGUUCUCAAUACAUUAGCCGUCUCCGUAAUUUCAACACUCUAAGAAGUUUUCCAGAAGGGAAAAGGAAUUGCUACACGCUCAAACCCAAACAAGGCAAAAACAACAACUUUCUCGUUAGAGCUUACUACAUGUAUGGAAAUUACGACAACAAAAGUUCAGUUCCCUCCUUUGAGUUCCAUCUUGGUGUCAAUUUCUGGACAGAAUCAGUUAUAAGAGGAGUCGGCAACAUUGUGAGAGUGGAGGUCAUUCAUGUUUCUCCUACAAACAAUAUCGAUGUGUGUCUUAUCAACACUGGCCAGGGAACACCCUUCAUUUCCUUGCUCCAACUCUGGCCUCUCAAGAUUUCUAUAUACCGAACCACUUCCAAUUUCUUGCCGCUAGGCCUCGUGGCACGCUCCUCUCUGGGAAAGUCUGAAGAAGCAAAUUAUGGUUUCAUCAGAUACCCAGAUGAUAUCUACGGUAGGUCAUGGUUCCUCAAUACAAAUAUCGAAAACUCAGAGCCAAUCACCACACCAGUUGCGAUUGAUGAUGAUGUGAGUGACUAUAAAUUACCCACAGAAGUGUUGGGUACUGCAAUUCAAUCACAGAACGGUUCGUUCUCCUUAGUUAUCGACUUGGAUUGCAGUACAGAUUACGAGUACUAUGUUUACCUCCAUUUCUUUGACUUCGAGGAACAUUCUCAAGAUCAGCAAAGAAAGAUGGAAAUUACUUUCACGGAUACUAUCCAAGACUCCAUAACUCUUAAAUCCCAUGCGCUGCAAACCGUAGUUAAGUCAAUUCAUAAAGGGCAAUAUCUUAAGAGCAUUUCAAUCACAUCUACCCGAGAUUCUGGUUUACCCCCCAUGAUCAAUGCUUUUGAGAUCUAUAGAGUACUGCCCCAACCGAAUUCACCUACUCUGGAAGGGGAUGUGGAUGCUAUGAGGAUUGUCAAACAUGCAUAUAACAUCACCAGAAAUUGGCUAGGAGAUCCCUGCAUGCCAAGCAAUUAUAGUUGGGAAGGUCUGGCUUGUAAUUACAUCAACAACAUCCCAGCGGUCACUUCAUUGAACUUGAGUUCAAGCAAAUUGACUGGGGAGAUAAGUACUUCAUUUUCCGAUCUCGCAUCGCUGGAGUCCCUGGAUCUGUCCAACAAUCAAUUGACAGGAGAAAUACCUGAAGUUUUAGCAAAGCUACCCAAUCUGAAACUACUUAAUUUGUCAGGGAACAGUCUAAGUGGUUCAAUUCCAAAGGCUCUGAGGGAGAAGAACGGCACUUCUUUGACAUUGAGUUUGGGUGGAAAUCCAAGUCUCUGUCACAUAGGUGCUUGCGGAACCAAAACAAAGAAGCGCAUCAUACUACUCACUACAUUAGCAGUAGCUUCUGUAGCAGUCCUUGUAAUAGUAGUCUGCAUUGCCGUGAAGUUUUGCAGACAAAGACACAGUAUCGUUGGUAAGAUCACAUCCUCACUUUUCUUUAUAUCCAUUUUCCCUUUAUGA